Molecule: messenger RNA, 1752 nt
Organism: Triticum turgidum subsp. durum (durum wheat)
Lineage: Eukaryota; Viridiplantae; Streptophyta; Magnoliopsida; Poales; Poaceae
Source: the annotation of a GenBank genome assembly
AUGGGGCUCGGCGCGCUCACCUUGUACCGCUCCUUCGUGCAGGCCGCGUGCUACCCGCUCGCCGCCUACGCCGCCGUGCGCUACAACCGCGCCCACGUCAUCGCCGUGGGGGCCUUCCUCUGGGCCGCCGCCACCUUCCUCGUCGCCGUCUCCGGCACCUUCGCCCAGAUGAUAAUAAAGGAUGAAACAUGCUUCUGUGAGCAGGUAGCAGUAGCUAGGGGAUUGAAUGGCGUUGGUCUAGCACUCGUCAAUCCUGCUAUCCAAUCUCUAGUGGCAGACUAUACUGAUCAUAAUACGCGGGGUUCUGCGUUUGGAUGGCUUCAACUUACAGGCAACAUAGGUUCAGUGAUUGGAGGCUUGUUCUCUAUCAUGCUAGCAUCAACCACAAUCAUGGGUAUCGCCGGCUGGCGUAUAGCAUUUCACAUUGUUGCUCUCAUCAGUGUGAUGGUCGGGGCGUUGGUCUAUCUGUUUGCAGUGGACCCUCAUUUCUGCAACAGCGAGAGUGACGAGCAGCUCGUGCGGAAGUCGGCGUGGGCAGAGAUGAAGGGUUUGGUUGCAGAAGCUAAGGCUGUUGUGAAGAUACCAUCGUUUCAGAUCAUCGUGGCUCAGGGUGUCACAGGGUCAUUCCCAUGGUCGGCAUUGUCGUUUGCCCCAAUGUGGUUGGAGCUGAUGGGCUUUACACACAACAAAACAGGACUUCUCAUGGCAAUAUUUGCAUUGGCAAGCUCACUUGGAGGGCUCUUUGGUGGAAAGAUGGGGGAUUAUCUCUCUGUUCGUUACCCGGAUUCUGGCAGGAUAGUGCUGUCUCAAAUAAGCUCGGGUUCUGCAGUCCCGCUUGCAGCUUUGUUGCUGCUUGCACUACCUGAUGACUCAUCUACUGGUGUCUUGCAUGGACUUGUUAUGUUUAUCAUGGGGCUAAGCAUCUCCUGGAAUGGCCCUGCUACUAACAGCCCCAUAUUUGCAGAGAUCGUUCCUGAGAGAUCAAGGGCAAGUAUCUACGCGCUGGACCGUUCCUUCGAGUCUGUCCUAGCCUCAUUUGCUCCACCAGUUGUCGGCUUAUUAGCCGAGCAUGCAUACGGCUACAACCCUAUCUCAUAUGGGUCUGGAGUGAGCAGUGUUGUGAGCGACAGGUCAAAUGCCGCAGCUCUAGCGAAAGCUCUUUACAUGGCGAUUGCCAUCCCGAUGCUGCUGUGCUGCUUCAUCUACUCGCUGUUGUACCGGACAUACCCACGCGACAGGGAGAGGGCAAGAAUGCACUCUCUUAUCACAUCGGAGUUGCAGCAUAUCGAGCUGGAAAGGUGUCAUGGAGUAGGAGAUUUCUACGCGGGAAGGGAGGAUGCCACUGUGAUCGAUAUCGAGUAUGGUGAGGAAGAGCUUGAUGCUGAUGACGAUGAGAAAGCGUUGAUGCAUCACCAAGUUGAACACAGUGGUAGUCUCAGAGCUCCCUCGCUCGACACUAGACGCCACUGUCAGGCUGUGCUCAUGUGGCUGACGAUUGUAGCGGGUUUGGGGAGCAUCCUCGGUGCCCUCUAUUUUGGUGGCGACGUAAGUGGGGUUUGGAGAGCAUCCUCUACACCCUCUAUUUCUUCCUCCCCUCCAUGGCUCUACGAGCGGCUCCUGGUGCCUGCGAUGCCUGCUUUGUGUGGAUAUGGUUCUCAGUCGCAUGACAUUGCCAACAUUAGGAUCGUCCAUGUUGACAUCAUCUUCGUUGGUUGCAGUAUAUGCGGACUUCAUUUGGGGAUGCUUCCCUGA